Messenger RNA from Prunus dulcis (almond), 1527 nucleotides. RefSeq lists its product as uncharacterized. Lineage: Eukaryota; Viridiplantae; Streptophyta; Magnoliopsida; Rosales; Rosaceae. The record is from RefSeq and is a predicted model, not a curated record. The transcript has a single exon. The coding region runs from base 1 to 1527 and encodes 508 amino acids.
AUGUGUGCAGAAGACGUUGAGAAGCUUGUGAAUAACCGACUUCGAGACUUAAAGAUUGGCGAAAAUUUCAAAGAUGCACUACGUGUUGAGGUAGACCGAGCAAACUCCUCACCUUUCACUGCCGAAAUCGAGCAGGCUGCUCCCCCAAAACGAUUCUCAACGCCCUCUUUCACAUGCUUCAAAGGCGAUUCCAAUCUCGAAAGCCAUCUAAAGCAUUUCAAGAGCCUUAUGAUCCUUUACAAAGCCGAAGACGCGCUGAUGUGCAAGGUGUUUGCAAUGACCUUGCGGGGAGCAGCUCAAGACUGGUUUCAUACCCUACCAUUCGGGUCGAUCAACAGCAUCAAGGAGCUUGCUUAUGUCUUCACAAAAGAGUACACUUCUUAUCGGAUGAUCAAGAAGAACCCUGACCAUCUAUUCAACCUGCGCAAGAAGCCUGACGAAUCCCUUCGAGAUUACAUCAAGAGGUUCAAAGCAGAAAAGGCAAAAAUCGUAGGGUGCGAUGACCAAAUCUCAUCCUCUGCAUUCAAGAAAGGUAUUCCAACAAAACAUGACUUCUACCGCGAGUUAACUAUCACUCCCAGCCAGACUCUGGUAGAGGUUUUUGCGUUGGCAAAAUGCUACGCACUUUGGGAUGAUGAUCGAAUCGCCGCGAAAAAGUCCACUGAGCAGGAAGAUCGGCCGACCAAGCGGGCAGACCAAAGAAGCGACAUGCUUGGCAGCAGGGACAAAGACAAAUGUAGGUCGUGCCCACAAGGAGACGUUACGACAAAAGAGAAUUACACCAAGUUCUCCAUCCCUAUACAUCAAAUUUUAGCCCAAGUGAAGGACAAACCUUGGGUAAAAAGAUUGCCACCCUUGAAAGGAGAUCCGGACAAGAGGGAUACCAGGAGGUAUUGUGCAUUCCAUGCGACGCAUGGACACAAUACUAAUAAUUGCUUUGCUUGGAAAGCACACCUCGAAGGACUCGUGAGAGAAGGUCAAUACACGGAGUUCAUCGCAAAGCAGGCCAUCCAGCAGAUAGAGGACUGCGAUACCGCCAAUGAGCCAACCCAGAAGGUCAUAAGGAUUAACACAAUCCUAGCCGACUCCGAGGAGCCCAGACUGACCAACAAAGAAAACAAGAGAAAGAUCAAACAUGCCACCAUGAUCUCCCAGGUCUCCACUAGUCUCCCACUGGCAGAAGACGAUCCCGUGAUCGGCUUCCAAAAGAAAGAUCUAAUUGGCCUUGAUCUACCACACAACAACGCCCUUAUGAUCAGCAUUCAAAUCGCUCAGGCCAUGGUCGACCGAAUCCAUGCAGAUGAGGGCAAUGCAACCAACAUCCUACAAUUGGCAGUCAUCCAACAGAUGGGCUUAGAGAUAAAGAUCAAUAAAUCAGCUAAGUCGCUGAUUGGCUUCAAUGGCGCAACAACGGUUACCGUGGGCACAAUAGAUCUCGACGUUUACUCCCCACCUAUAAUCAGUUUGCAAACGUUCAUGGUCAUUUCUGAAGUCUCACCCUACAAUGGCAUUCUGGGCAGACCAUAG